Pleuronectes platessa (European plaice) is the source of this 2734-nucleotide messenger RNA. RefSeq lists its product as uncharacterized. The record is from RefSeq and is a predicted model, not a curated record. Bases 288 to 1898 code for a protein of 536 amino acids. NCBI's taxonomy places the organism in Eukaryota, Metazoa, Chordata, Actinopteri, Pleuronectiformes, Pleuronectidae. The transcript is spliced from 10 exons.
CUCAGAAACCGGAAGUUGUUAACCGGUUUUGUCAGAAAAGACUGGACUGUUGUGUAGUUUACUUAAAACAUUUAACGUGGAAAGAAAGAGAUUUAAAUAAAAUUCAGUUUCACGUCCCGAUGAAUAACGUGAGGCCGUGUGUCGUAAAAACAACUGAAUAAUGGGUUAAAACAGAAGUUAGCCCGUAGCUCACUGGCUUACUCCAGCUCGUAUCCUGUGUUGGCUGAAGCUAGCAGCUAAACAACAAAACCCCAGAAGAAACUGUUAAACUUUGAAGAACCUACAAAAUGGAUGUCAGCAUUGCUGUAUCACUGAUUAGAGGCCAGAUGGGCUCUGUGGUUGAACGGGCUGUGAACGGAGCGGUGGAGACGGUGCUUGCCGAGAUGCUCAAAGUGGUAGGAGUCAAGUUUGAGGAGGUGAAAACCCAGCUGGCUCUGAUGAAGAGGGACGUCACAGCGCUGCAGAGGGAGAAAGCCCUGAAAGAGAAGGAGAAUGACAACAUCCGUGCCAAGCUGCGCUACACUGAGCUGAAGCUAAAGUACUACAGGCAGGGGGUGGAGGAGGAGCUGCAGCAGAGAGCCUCUGCCUCCACUCUCGUCCGCAUCCACCCUUCCUCCUUCCCUCAGCCGCAGACAGAAGCUGCAGGCCUUUCGUCCACUGACACUUCGCCAUCAUGUUCGACUCAGAACAGGACCACUGAGGGAUCACUGAUGAAAUGUAAUCAAGAAUGCACCUCGCCACAGAGCACAACCAGGCGUCCCCUGAGAGUGCGUUAUCAGUCAGAUGCAGGAGGUACCAGCUCUGACCCGUCUGACUUGCUGCUUCCUGUCUCUCUUUCUGAGAACACACCUGCAGAGUCUCUGGACAGCAGCAUAGAACAAGAAGCAGUCGAGAGUGUUAAUGAUUUUCUGGCUCCUCCUACUGUCCAGACCUUGACUUUGGUUUUGGGGAAGAAGUCAGCAACUCAACCGCUGUGCCCUCAUGGUUCUAUUCAGGCUGUCAGCUCCACACUGCCCUUCUCUGCUCCACAGUCCUGGUCGUCUCCUGUUGUGAUGCAGAUGAAGCAGGAGGCCCAGCAGCAGCCGGGGGAGGAAGAGGUUGUGAUCUGUAUCAAGGAGGAGCCUGAAGAGGAGCAGCAAGUUAUGGCAACCUUAGGGUUGGACUACCAGGUGCAGCAGACACUUUCAGGGUCAGAGGGUCAAAGUUCAGUGACAGAGCUUCAACCAAGCCAAGCAACUAAAGCCACAGCCUUUGGCUCAAGUGGAACAAGCAACUACCUGAUGCUUCAGCCCAUAGGCUCCCUGCCAUCGAUGGUGACCCUGCCCACCGGCAUCCCACCUUUCCAGGAAGGGCGACCUUGGUCUAAAAACCUUAGCUUUUAUGAACAAUACAAACUACGUAGGAACGAGCUCCAGCAGCGACGACUCAACAGGCGCAGAGAGCAGGAGGAAACACUGCCCCAGCCACUGCUGGCAGAUAUGUUGCGAGAGCGUCGAGAGAAGACCAGGCUGAGGGUGGCCAGAUGGAGAGCAAAAAGGAAACUCCAGUUCUGUUUGAACCAGACUCAGGGUCUAGGUGGCGCUGCAGGUCUUUCUCAACCUUUUGUUCCCAGCAGGAGCAAACAUCCGGAGGGCAGAGAAUCUUUUGCUUCCUCCAGUGUUCAUCGUAGACUGAGCUCCACACUGCCUCAGUCCAGCAGCUUCCUUGACCACAACAUGUCUGUGACAAACACCAUCACCACUGCUCUGCCCUUUAUAACCUCCGUUUCCUCUUCUCUGCUCCCGGGAAGCUCCAUCAUGUCUGCACACCAGCACACUGUGACAUCAACGUCCUCAUCCUCGUCCUACCCCCAGAUCAAACAGAACUUUUCUCUGACAGAUGCAGAUAUCUUACAGUGAAAUGAUAAAAGUCACAACUGUGAGGGUGCACACAAUAAUAUGACGUAUCAUUGAUGUUCAACAGAGGUCAGAGGUGGAUUAGUGAUGCGACACAGUGUUAUUGUUUUAAGUGAGAACUGUGACGUUAAGUAUUACUUAUUUAUUUUUCAGGUCAAAAUUAAGUCGAAAACUAAAUUAAACAUAACAACUCUGACAAAAAGUUUAUUUACUUCAGCACGUAAAGACUUGACAAUAAUGAGAAGGAAUAAAACUUGAAAUCAUGCUGUAGCCUAACUAGAAUGUCAAUUAGUAGAACUCAUGCCUCCAGAAAAAUGUUUUAAUUCAAUUGUUCAUGGGGUAGGCUGUGUGUACAUACAGCAAAGCUUCAACACAGAAGCAUGAAUUGGGUUCUAAUGAGAAGAGAUGAUAUAUUUAUCAAUGGCGGAUCUUUAUCAGUUGCCAAAUACAGACUCAAAACCUUAAAAGAUUACAUUGUAAAAAAUCCUUUACUCUCAAUUAAUAUCUUUUACACUUGCAUCCAACUUCAACAGAAUAAAAAACAGUCGCUGGAAGCAUAAAAUCAAAUUCAUUCAAAUAGUCAUAUAAACAACUUCAACAUCCAGAAUUUUAUACUUAAAUCAUUUCAUUCAAUCAAUCAAAUUUUAUUUGUAUAGCCCAUAUUCACACAUCACAAUUUGUUUCAUUGGGCUUUAACAAGGCGUGACAUCCUCUGCCCUUAACCUUCAACAAGAGGAAGGACAAACUACUACAUGAUUUGUUUGUUUGUGUAAAAUUAUGUAGAAACCUUCAAUAAUAUAUGUUAUUGAUUGACUGAAGUCAUAAACCUGAAAAAAGUU